Messenger RNA from Corticium candelabrum, 690 nucleotides. RefSeq lists its product as uncharacterized. The coding region runs from base 73 to 429 and encodes 118 amino acids. Lineage: Eukaryota; Metazoa; Porifera; Homoscleromorpha; Homosclerophorida; Plakinidae. Gene Ontology annotation, biological process: regulation of DNA-templated transcription. Gene Ontology annotation, molecular function: DNA binding. The transcript has 2 exons. The record is from RefSeq and is a predicted model, not a curated record.
GCACAAUUUCUAACUUGACGUUUCGGCGGUUCGUACAAUUGUCGAUUGUCUUUGUGUUCUGUGUCUGGAGCGAUGUCUGACAAAGAAAAGGAGGAAGCACCUACAAGUGAACCAACAGAAGCUCCUGUCAAGCGAGGACGCGGUCGGCCACGUAAGGUGAAGCCUGAUGUUGUUCCUGAAACUACAGAUGCUCCCAAACGACGCAGAGGGCGCCCAAAGAAGAACCCCACACCCGAAGAUCUGAAGCACCAUCCACCCAAAGAUCCCAUAGAUGUAGACGAUGACACCGAUGAAGAAACAGAAGCUCCUAAACCAAAGAAGGUAGCUCCUACUACAGGCAAACCCAAGAAAGGCCGUGGUCGUCCUCGUAAAGAUCAAACGACUGCAACUAAAGCUCCAAAGGAGGACAGCGAUGACAAAGAACCGUAGGUUGGUAUGGAUACAGUCAUGUUGGACAGAAUAGAGCAAUUCAUUUUUAUCUUGCUCCAAUAUGUGAACAUUGCAGUGCGUUUCUGCUUGAUGCUGUUGUCUGUCUGUGGAAGCAUUUGGUUGGGCACCCUAAUUGCACAUUUUUGAGCUCUGUGAUAAUGACAAUGACGCUGGUUUUAAGAACACAUGCUGUGGUAGCUUGGUAGCCUGGCUUGGGCUAUGUCAUAGAAACUUGAUGCCUUAUUUCUCAUUGGUAGCGGC